Molecule: messenger RNA, 1651 nt
Organism: Vidua chalybeata
Lineage: Eukaryota; Metazoa; Chordata; Aves; Passeriformes; Viduidae
Gene: FDFT1
Product: farnesyl-diphosphate farnesyltransferase 1
Exons: 8
Coding region: 40-1296 (418 amino acids)
Biological process (GO): farnesyl diphosphate metabolic process; cholesterol biosynthetic process
Cellular component (GO): endoplasmic reticulum membrane
Molecular function (GO): squalene synthase [NAD(P)H] activity
Source: RefSeq, a predicted model, not a curated record
AGCGCGCGGCGGCGGCGCUGGGGUCUGAGCGCGGCCCCCAUGGAGCUGCUGCGGAAAUGGCUGGGCCACCCCGAGGACAUCUACAACCUGCUGCGCUUCAAGAUGGGCGGCUACCGCGCCGUCAUGCCGCGGAUGGACACGGACUCGCUGGGAUGUGGCCUCCGCACCUGCUACCGGUACCUCAACCAGACCAGCCGCAGCUUCGCCGCCGUCAUCCAGGCUCUGGAUGGAGAGCUGCGACAUGCAGUCUGUAUAUUCUACCUAGUUCUCCGUGCCCUGGACACUGUAGAGGAUGACAUGAGCAUCCCCUUGGAUGUCAAGGUCCCGAUGCUGCACGAGUUCCACUCCCAUCUCUACCAGCCAGACUGGAAGUACACAGAGAGCAAGGAGAAGGACCGGCAGGUGCUGGAAGACUUCCCAACGAUCUCCAUGGAGUUCAGAAACCUGUCCAAGGUCUACCAGGAUGUGAUUUCGGAUAUUUGUCACAAGAUGGGCGUUGGGAUGGCAGAGUUCUUGGAGAAAAAGGUGGAUUCUCAGCGUGAGUGGGAUGAGUAUUGUCACUACGUUGCUGGGCUGGUGGGGAUUGGCCUUUCCCGUCUCUUCUCUGCAUCAGAGCUGGAAGAUUCCAUCGUGGGGCAGGACACAGAUCUGGCAAACUCCAUGGGCCUCUUCCUACAGAAAACCAACAUCAUCCGUGACUAUCUGGAGGACCAGCUGGAGGGAAGGGAGUUCUGGCCCAGAGAGGUUUGGAGCAGAUAUGCCAAGAAGCUCUCGGACUUUGCCAAGCCAGAGAACAUUGACAUGGCUGUGCAGUGCCUCAAUGAGCUCAUCACCAACGCCCUCCACCACGUCCCCGACGUCCUCACCUACCUGUCCCGCCUCAAAAACCAAAGUGUCUUCAACUUCUGCGCUAUCCCCCAGGUGAUGGCCAUUGCCACGCUGGCUGCCUGCUACAACAACCAGCAGGUGUUCAGGGGGGUGGUGAAGAUCCGCAAGGGCCAGGCCGUCACCCUCAUGAUGGAUGCCACCAACAUCCAAGCUGUCAAAGCCAUCAUGUACCAGUAUGUGGAAGAGAUCUACCAGAAGAUCCCGAGCACGGACCCCUCGUCCAACAAGACGCAGCAGGUCAUCGCCUCCAUCCGCGCCAUGAGCCUGCCCGGCAGCCCCAUGGCCUCCCGCCACCACUACUCCCCCAUCUACCUGUCCUGUGCCAUGCUCCUGGCAGCCCUGAGCUGGCAGUACCUCAGCACCCUCUCCAAGGCCACCGAGGAGUACGUGCAGGCAGGAGACAACUGAAGGGCAGUGGCCGGGUGGGGGGACAAGUGGUGGCAGACGGGCAGCGGGGGCAGGAGGCUCCUCGUCCCCUGCUGUGGGGGUGGCCCAGCGCUGGGACGGUGACAAGGAUGGGACACUGGGGAGCUGCAGCCCCCGGGGUGACAGUGUGGCACUGCUGGACUCCAUCCUCUCUGCCCUUGCUGUGUGCUUGGAUGGCUGCAAAUGCUGACUGGAGUUUUAGUGUUUGGGGUUGAGUAUUUUUUUCCCCCUUCUUUCCUGUUUACCUGAAUAUUUUUGGUGGUUUUUCUUUUGUUGUUGUUUGUUUUGUUUUUUUCCAUUAGGAUGGUUUGAAAUAGAAGCUCCAGUUGUUUCUUUU